CUGCUGGCAGAAUACUAGUCACAGAAGUGUAUGUAGCCUGAGCCGUUUUUUUCUGUUGACCAUAGACAGGUUUUAUGGACGUCAGUUGUACGACUAGUAUUUAGUGGGGCAAUUGACUUGCAUUUGCAAUAUGAAGAAUGGAAGAAGACGAUGUUACUAUCAGAGAGCAGAAUUUUCACAGCCAAGUUCGAGAGUACAUUAUUUGUUUCCUACUGUUUGCAGUACUCUACAUUGUGUCGUACUGCAUCAUCACCAGGUACAAGAGGAAAACAGAUGACCAGGAGGACGAAGACGCCAUCGUCAACAGAAUAUCACUGUACCUGUGCACCUUCACCCUGGCCAUGUCGGGUGGGGCUGUUCUCCUCCUGCCUUUCUCUAUCAUUAGCAAUGAGAUCCUGCUCUCCUUCCCCAAAAACUACUACAUUCAGUGGCUCAAUGGCUCCCUCAUCCAUGGCCUGUGGAAUCUGGUAUCGCUCUUCUCCAAUCUCUGCCUCUUCGUCCUGAUGCCGUUUGCCUAUUUCUUCCUGGAGUCCGAGGGAUUUGCUGGAUCAAAAAAGGGCAUUAAGUCACGGGUUCUAGAGACCUUUGUGAUGCUCUUCCUCCUCGGACUGCUCAUCCUAGGAAUAGUCUGGGUGGCGUCCGCGCUCAUCGACAAUGACGCAGCCAGUAUGGAGUCACUCUAUGAUCUCUGGGAGUUCUACUUACCAUACCUCUACUCCUGUAUAUCUCUGAUGGGGGGACUGCUCCUCCUGAUGUGUACUCCUGUGGGCCUGUCCAGGAUGUUCACAGUCAUGGGCCAGUUACUAGUCAAACCAACCAUCCUGGAGGACCUGGAUGAGCAGAUUUACUGCGUUACUUUGCAAGAGGAAGCCCUUCAGAGGAGAUUGAACGGGUCGACAUCUCACUCUCAUUCCCAAGGAAGUGCUCAUCGACUCAACAAAGAAUUGGAUGUCGUCCGAGAUCAGAGGAAUAAACUGGAGAGGAGGAAGAAAGCGUCUGCAUGGGAAAAGAACCUGCUCUACCCCAUUGUGAUGUUAAUACUACUCACAGGGACGACCAUCUCAGUCCUACUGGUGGCGCUGAAUAUCCUCUAUCUGCUGGUGGAUGAGACUGCCAUGCCAAAGGGAUCAGAGGAUCGGGGGCUUGGGAACACCUCGCUGUCCACGUUCGGACUGGUCCAGGCUGUCGUCGACAUCAUCCUCAUGUUCUACUUGAUGGUGUCCUCAGUUGUCGGCUUCUACAGCUUGCGAGUGUUUGAAGGCCUCACUCCCAGGAAAGACGACACGACCAUGACAACGAUCAUUGGUUGCUGUGUGUCCAUCCUGGUGCUGAGUUCAGCCCUGCCAGUCAUGUCCAGAACACUUGGUAUCACCAGGUUUGAUCUUCUCGGAGACUUCGGGAGAUUCAAUUGGCUGGGAAACUUCUAUAUCGUCCUAUCGUACAACUUGCUGUUUGCCGUGGUAACUACUCUCUGCCUAGUCCGGAAGUUUACCUCAGCGGUCCGAGAGGAACUCUUGAAAGCAUUAGGUCUGGAUAAAUUACAACUGUCAAACAGCCCAACAGACCCGGAGUCUGGGAAGCUCUCGGCCAACGGGCAUCAGAAGACUCUGUAAAAGAGACAACGGACACACACACACCUAACGGCAGCCAAAGGGAGAUUUUGAUAGUACUGAACUCCACAGCAGAAGGUGAAAGGGAUUGAGUCUGUGGAAGCGACUCAACACAGUUGAAGCGACUCCCACAAUGUCUGACGGGCUUUGCGAACUGAGAAGAAACUGCAAUUUAUCUUCGUGACAUUCCAUCCUCUUCCUCGUGGAUGGAUGGAUGCAGGACAGGGACUGGUUUGAGCCCUCUGACAGACUGCCGUCUUCACAACAGUGACCUUGAUGUUGACCUCAACAGUGACUGACCAUGGGCCACAGCCGAUGUGUUGGGGACUUUCUUUUCCCUCAGCGCCAACUUUCUUCUCUCUCUUUGUCUAUUCUUAUCUCAUUCUACCCUCUAACCGUUUUUGUGGAGAGCUCCCGUCCUGUAGGUUUUCACUCCAACCCUAAUCUAUCACACUUGAUUCUAAUAAUUAGCUGGUUGAUGAGCUGAAUCAGGUUAGUUACAACUGGGGUUGGAUCGAAAGGGUAGCUCUCCAGGAACAGGGUUGGAGAGCUCUGCUCUAACCAAUCUCAUUCUACCCUCUUGUGUUUCGUGCUUGCCUAAUCACUUCUUAUCUGUUAUUUUCUCCCCAUAACCUAACCAUUGCACUAUGCCGUAUUGUCUUGGAAGAUGCAAUGUAACCUUUCGAGGCAGAGGCUGAAGAGACGCUCGCUGAUAGACUAGUGGGCAUUUUUACACUUACGUCUACUAUUUGUUUCCAGCCUGUUCUAUUUCCAGCCUGUUCUAUUUCCACCACAGUUUCAAAUACAUGUUAGUGAUAAAAUGCAGCUCAAGGUUAUUUGGAGAGAGAGAGAAAAUGCCGCCUCACCAAAGUAUAACGAGAAGACAAUUCCAUUUCAGAAUUAGAAAGUAAAUGUGAUGUGGAUCAGUGGCCAUGGGGGCAUUCACAUUAGAUUACCUGUAUUAUAUCUGAAUACUGGGUGGUCUCCAACAGUCAUCUAAUUCAGUAUGUCAUAUCAUGUAUAUUAUAUGUGUGAAGUAUGUAUGGCUACUGGUUAAAUAAGUGGACAUUUUUAUGUGUUUUAUGUCAGAAGAUAAUAUGCAAAAAAUGUGAUAAGAUGAUGCCAUUUUAUGAUAGACUUGCUUUGAAAGCACCUUGCAUGGAAAAUAAAUCGUACUUAUCACUCUCAGCCAUUUUACACGUCAUACCCAGUUGCUUUGCUUGCCCUCACAGGUGCCUGUGUAUUACCACUUCUUGCCGGUACAUUUAGUACCCCUUCACCACAGUGACCACACCGGAGCUCAGUCGGUGUCUCCUCCAUUGACACAGAAAGAAUGGGGAGGCACUGUGGAGGCGUGACUAGCCAAGCCUUCAUCUUUCUGGUUGUCGCACGCCAGUUGUGAAUGUGUAACAAUGUGCUCUUUUUAAUUUAUCUUUACUCGUAGUCUGUAGGCCUACUGUGCUUUAAUUUCAUAAAAGAUGUAGUUAAUUAUUUUGUCUUGAUUUAAUGAAUGUUGUUUUCGGUGCUGUCGAUUUCGAUCACUCUAGAGAUGGGGGGAAAUGAAGUCUUUUUUGGUCCCGAAGAGCAAAGAUCGCAGCUUUCAGAGUUUGAUCCUGUGGGUGGAUGUUUAAAAAAAAUGUUGUGCUUUGGUAAACUUGAUCUCGAUCUCCCCAAAUAACUAUUAAGCUAUUUUAAAGUGUAUCUUAUUUCACUUGGCAUGAAGCUUUUUUUGAACUUCCUAUUGUAAAUGUUGUAUUUGUACAUACCAUUUAUGUUUCAUACCUCUUUUGCAUUAUUUGGAUGUAAAUAGUGGGCUGCCGUUAAGCCUCAAGUGUUUGUUGUAAAUAAGUCUACAGAAGCUCUUUUUGGACUGUGAUGCUACUUGUCACUAGAAGCACCUUUUAUGCCUUAGCUAGAGGAGGAAUUCACCACAGUCUUUAUAGGAGGCUCCUAUUUGUGUGUGUAUGCUCACACGUGUAGGUAUGUUUGUUCAAAAAAAGACAACUUUACUGUGAACACCUUGUCUCUGGAUUUCAAUUGCAAACCAGUUUGAACUUCUUCAUUGUCCUUUGCGGUGAAGGUAGUGUAUAAUCUCCCCUUAACUCAAAUAGCCAUAGUGGGCUUCCAAAAAUACGAAUUACCAGAUAACCUGAGCACUUGUGAAAAUGGAAGGUGAUGGGCCCCAAUAAUUAAUGUUUCAUAGACUGUUUUUAUGAUGUGUUUUCAGUGUGACUUGUCAUGAUGUAAAUGGCAGGGGAUACGAUUAACGUUUUUUAUUAAAAUAUGCAUUUGAGACUUCUUGUUUUGUACAGGGAUUUUUUUUUUUU
Salvelinus sp. IW2-2015 is the source of this 3937-nucleotide messenger RNA. Its product is annotated as limb region 1 protein homolog. The record is from RefSeq and is a predicted model, not a curated record. Gene Ontology annotation, molecular function: transmembrane signaling receptor activity. Gene Ontology annotation, biological process: signal transduction. Gene Ontology annotation, cellular component: plasma membrane. Lineage: Eukaryota; Metazoa; Chordata; Actinopteri; Salmoniformes; Salmonidae.